Messenger RNA from Myotis daubentonii (Daubenton's bat), 1720 nucleotides. It is a transcript of the gene MYL5, whose product is annotated as myosin light chain 5. The record is from RefSeq and is a predicted model, not a curated record. Lineage: Eukaryota; Metazoa; Chordata; Mammalia; Chiroptera; Vespertilionidae. Gene Ontology annotation, molecular function: calcium ion binding.
GGAUGGCCUGCCGCGUCCCUGCACCUGUCAGGGCCAGCUGUCCCUGCCGGAUCCCCAAACUCUCCCGGGAACCAGGCUGCAGGCUAUCUUUAGUGCUGUGCUCAGACCCUGGCCGGCCCAGGAGCACCCUCGGGGGCUCUGCUGGCCCACUGCCUCCCCUGCUGGGCCUGUGAGCACAGAAUUCACAGGCCUCCCCCUGGGUGUGGCCCUCCCCACUCCUGCAGCCGGGCCUGGGGUCCCUCCAGGCCCAGCUGACCCCACCCAGCUGGGGACGGUGGAGCCCCUGUUUGAGGUGCAGCCCAGGCCCACGUCUCCCACAUCCUCUGGAGUUCUCUGGGCAGCGCCCCUGAGAGCCCCCCAAUCCUUGCAGGCUGGGUCACGCCUCCCCUGGCUCCUCAGGGUGCCUGUGGUCCCAGCUUCGCUCCGUGUGCCCUGCUACAGCUGCAAUGGAGGCAAGGGUUCAGAGAGGUGCCCCCAGGAACACCCACUCAGCUACUGUGGCUGCACAGACUCCCCACAAUGCCCUCAUCCCUGCACACCCCAGGCUGCAACUGCUGACCCCGCUGGGCGCCAGGACAUCAGCCUCUGACUGGGUGCUAACGGGCACCCAUGGGCCCUGGCAUGUGGGAAGACCAGGCUAAGUGCUGGCCCAGCCUGCCCACCCGGCCCCCAUCUCCUCUGUGAACCCAAGGUGGGGACGGCAGUGGCAGCCCCAACGCCAGGGUUAGGGACCUGCGACCUGUCUGCCUCUAAGGCCGGGAAGUGAGGGCACACGAACUAUUUGUGGGGAUGCUUGGUGACUGGCCACUGGGUUCAUGUGCAAAUCUGGAUAAAGCACCCUUUUUUCUGGCUCCUGCAGUCCCCCCCCCCCCCAGGCCCUCCACCCACAGGCAGGCGGCCGGGAGGUGCACAGGAUAGCGGGGCUCCUGGGGAGGGGUUGGCAGGAGUGGCCUGGGAGGCUGGGGGCCCUGCUGGGCGGGGCAGGAUGGGGGCAUCCGAGUCACUGCUGACUGUCAAGCUCACUCGACAGUUGUCCGGUCCCUGGGGGACCCCAAGCCUGUCCUUGUAGGGAGUGACAGGCAGAGUGCGAGCUGUCCUGGGGGAGUGGGCAGGAGCUUAAGACAGACGGCCCGACAGGGAGGGCACAGACCAUCGCACCCACGGACCUGGCAUGGCCAGCAGGAAGACCAAGAAGAAGGAGGGGGGGGCCCUCCGGGCGCAGAGGGCGUCCUCCAACGUCUUCUCCAACUUUGAGCAGACGCAGAUCCAGGAGUUCAAGGAGGCCUUCACACUGAUGGAUCAGAACCGAGACGGCUUCAUCGACAAGGAGGACCUGAAGGACACCUACGCCUCCCUGGGCAAGACCAAUGUCAAGGACGAGGAGCUGGACGCCAUGCUGCAGGAGGCCUCGGGGCCCAUCAACUUCACCACCUUCCUGAACAUGUUCGGGGAGAAGCUGACCGGUACGGAUGCCGAGGAGACCAUCCUGAACGCCUUCAAGAUGCUGGACCCUGAGGGCAAAGGCAGCAUCAACAAGGACUACAUCAAGAGGCUGCUCAUGUCCCAGGCUGACAAGAUGACUACAGAGGAGGUCGACCAGAUGUUGCAAUUCGCAAAGAUCGACGCUGCAGGCAACCUGGACUACAAGGCGCUGAGCUAUGUGCUCACCCAUGGGGAGGAGAAGGAGGAGUGAGGGGUGCCCCCACCCCACCCCCACUGG